Messenger RNA from Brassicogethes aeneus, 1397 nucleotides. NCBI's taxonomy places the organism in Eukaryota, Metazoa, Arthropoda, Insecta, Coleoptera, Nitidulidae. The record is from the annotation of a GenBank genome assembly.
UCUGUUGUAUUUGGCGUCUUUUAUCUGUCACUUAAAAAUGGCAGACGAGCCAGAUAAUGAUGAUCAAUGGUUAUACGGGGAUAAUCCCGAUGGUAAAUUACCUGAGCAAGAGCCAGAACCAGAAAAGGUAACCGAAGAACCAACAGAACCCGCCGCAGAGGAAAAUGAAGCCCCCACCGAACCGCCUCAAGAAGUAGGACCCCCAGGAAUUGAAGAGGAUAAGCCGGAAGAGCAGGAGGAACGGGAGGAAGGAGAGGAAGAUGGGGAAGUGACCAAAAAUGGGGACGAUAGCGACAAAGACGAAGACGACGAUGAUAGUGAAGAUGAUGUUAAUGUUGUCAUUGGGGAUAUCAAACAGGCCCCAUACCAAUCUGUAAAUAUUAAAAGAGGUGGUGCAUUGCUUACUUCGGCGGCUUUAGAUAAAAACAAACAGUCUCAACAGCAACCAGGAAAGUUUAAUGUGGAAGAGUUUGAACAAAUAGGUACAAUUAAUGGAGUGCCUGCAAAUGAGUAUAACUUGGAUUCUUUGGAGGAUAAACCAUGGAGAAAACCUGGUGCUGAUAUAACAGAUUACUUUAAUUAUGGGUUUAAUGAGGACACAUGGAAAGCUUAUUGUGAACGUCAAAAGAGGAUCAGGGUAAAUGAAUCAGGAACUGGUAUAGCCCCACUAAACGCAAUAGGGAUGCCCAGAGGUCCAAUGCCGAUCAUGAAUGAUAACAGCAAGUACUCUGGAAACUUUAUAGGAGGACCUCCGCCAAGGACUGUACCACCACCCCUUGGAGGAAAAACUGAGCCACAGAAGAUUAGCACCAUUCAGGUUAUGACAGCAGAUAGACGAGAAUACAGCCGAAAGCCAGGUUUUCCAGAUAUGUCCGUACCACCUCCAACUCCAUUUGAGGAAUUCCAACCGGAAUAUGGGUUUAAUCCAGAGCCAGAGCCUUUUUAUGGAGGCUAUGAGCCCACACAAGAUUCUCAAUGGGGUUUGGCAGGACCUCCCCCUAUGGGCCCUCCACCCCAUAUAAUGGGUCCACCAAUGGCUAUGCAAGUCCAUUCACCUGGUCAUAGAGAAAGCCCCCAUAAAGAGGGUAGGGAUAGAGAAAGAGAAAUGAGUAGGAGUCGAUCAGAGAAACCUCGGGAUAGAGAAAGGGAACGUUCACAUAGAAGAGAAAGAUCUAGAAGCAAAUCAAGGAGACAUAGAUCAAGGUCAAGAAGUCCUAGUCACAGAUCUCAUAGAAAAAAGAAGUCUAGAAGACAUGAAGAUAGUGAAUGAACACCGUUAUUAUAGUAUUUUGUUUUGCGAAUUAAAAUUCUACUUUUAAGUCUAUAAUAAUCCUAUAGCACUGCUAUUUUUUUUAUUAGACUUUUUCAUUGAAAUAUGUAUGGUUUAAAUAUUAAAU